ACCUGAACGCCAUAAACUGGAACUACCUAGGUUGAGUAGCAAGUCUGAUUCGAAGGAAUGCAAAUGUUGCAUUACAUGUGUUUUUCAUCUAGAUAAGAAUAAAGGGGCUGCUACCUAACCAACUCUAAUAUUCUUCUUUAAUUAUUCUUCCUAGUCGUACUUCCUACACUACAAAUGCUGCCAGGUGGUAAAUAAAUACGACAGCUGUCAAAGCUCACAGUAAGCGGCUUCAAUUAUGUACCUCCACAUGGAGAAGAGGUAGUUAGAGCUCGUCUUACUUUUGCACCAUCGUCUACAUCAUCCAGUUUGAAUACAUUGACAAUGGCUCCAUCACCUCUACCUGAAUUCGUAUACAAGAUCGUGCCUUCGGCACCCCCAUCGCCAAUCCCAUCUGAGUAUCCCCGUUCGGAGCUCGACCAAAAAGAUGGGUUUGUCCAUCUGAGUGUCGGUUCGCAAAUUCCCAUAACGGCAGACCUCUUCUUCAAAGAGGCAACGUCUAUCUGGGUUCUUAAGCUCCGGUUUGCUCCCAAGUUUCACUCUGCGACGACGUGGGAGAUCGAAGGGUGCCCGCAUCUAUACGGCAACUUCGGCGCCGAGGACGUCGACAGUGUUAAGCAGCUCACGCGAUUGGAUGGUGAGAGCUGGAAGGAAUCGUUGAAGAAGGAGAGUGGCUGGCUGGUUUAACCUCCCCCCUUCCCCCUUUACCAACAAGCAAGUUUAGGACUUCGGUACCACAGCGGCUAUUAUUUGGAUAAGACACAUGCGCUAUUCAUCUUAUAGUUUAUGGCUUGGCGCUGGCAGAUGUCAUUUAGUUCCUGAAACGUUCUCAUCUAACGAAUUGAUGUUGUUAAGCUAGCCGUAUAUAAGUCUAUUGUCAGAAAUCAGCAAUAAGUCGCUAGUAGAAACCGUUUACCUUCACGGCCUUUAAGAAAAAUUCAUCUCAU
Molecule: messenger RNA, 944 nt
Organism: Daldinia vernicosa
Lineage: Eukaryota; Fungi; Ascomycota; Sordariomycetes; Xylariales; Hypoxylaceae
Exons: 2
Coding region: 322-684 (120 amino acids)
Source: RefSeq, a predicted model, not a curated record